AUGGUGAUGACUAAUAAGACACAACAUGUGUAUCCAUUUCAUUGGGACGUCGUCACACGUGCCUUUUGGAACAAGUAUCCGAACAAGAGUCUCGCGCACGUGGAGCGUGUGGAUGUUUUGGACCGAUUUUUGGACGAUCAUGGCCGUCUAGUGACUACGCGGUUAGCGAAGGUGACACAAAUGAAUGUCCCUGGCUGGGUGCGCUCUGCUCUUGGGGACUCUACUUAUGUCUUUGAAGAAACGUUAUGCGAUCCGCAGCGCAAGGAACUGGUGCUUAAGUCUACAAAUCUUUCAUUGCGAUCCGUUGCUAUUGUUGAGGAGACGUGUGUGUACUCAGUAUACCAGCACGACGCACAAAAGACUUUGUAUGAAGCCGAGGCAAAAGUCACAGCCUUUGUGCCUUUUUUAAGCAAGCAACUUGAGAAAUUCUCAAUAAACCGUGGUGCUGAUACGGCAGCCAAAGGUAUUCGAGCAGUUGAGGAGAUCUGCAAUGAUAUUUUUCAGGGCACAUUCCAACCAGCUUGUUGCGAUAUUGCAAACGCGGCUAAGGAUUCAAGUACAGUCAAUGGCUAA
Molecule: messenger RNA, 573 nt
Organism: Plasmopara halstedii
Lineage: Eukaryota; Oomycota; Peronosporomycetes; Peronosporales; Peronosporaceae
Product: ylr168c-like protein
Exons: 1
Coding region: 1-573 (190 amino acids)
Biological process (GO): phospholipid transport
Cellular component (GO): mitochondrial intermembrane space
Molecular function (GO): phosphatidic acid transfer activity
Source: RefSeq, a predicted model, not a curated record